This is a messenger RNA of Gossypium raimondii (Peruvian cotton), 1182 nucleotides long. Its product is annotated as zinc finger protein 3. The record is from RefSeq and is a predicted model, not a curated record. The coding region runs from base 165 to 1046 and encodes 293 amino acids. Gene Ontology annotation, biological process: negative regulation of abscisic acid-activated signaling pathway. The transcript has a single exon. Lineage: Eukaryota; Viridiplantae; Streptophyta; Magnoliopsida; Malvales; Malvaceae.
UUCCAUGUGAGUGAUAAAAGGAAAAGAAAUCUACCAUUCUUUUCUCUCUCUCUCUUUUUUUUUAAAAAAAAAUAAAGGGAAAACACUGUUGUUUACAUAGUACUAUUUGCACACACAAAAAGCAUUUCGGUUGUCUUCAACAAAAAGAAGAUUUUUAUUCUAUUAUGUUAUCAACAAAAACAUUUCAUCGUCUGCCCAACAACAUAGCUGAGCGUGUGGUAGACACUCCUCCUAUGGAAUCUCUAAGUAAAAAGCCUAGUGCUUCCGAGACUACCUCAUGUGUCCUUUCUAUACCAGAAGCUUCAAAUGAAGUCAUCAAAGAUGGAGAACAAGAAGCAGCAAAACCCAGUCUCCAACUAGAUCUAAAGCUAACCACAAGUGAGUGUGACGAUAUGGGUGGGUUCAAUAAAGAACUCAACCUUAUUGAUUCCUUCAACACAGCAGGUUCAUCCGACAGUACAGCACCAGAACCAGAAACUCCUCAAGCUACAGAUGGUGAGCAACGAGUUUUCUCCUGCACCUAUUGCCAAAGGAAAUUCUACAGUUCACAAGCUCUUGGAGGCCACCAAAAUGCCCACAAAAGAGAGAGGACUUUGGUGAAAAGAGGGCAAAGGAUGGGAUGGGGAGGACCUCAAGCUACAGCUUUAGGCCAUCCUUACUUUUACCACAACCACCACUCUAGCUUGGCUUCUCUUCCGCUGCACGGCUCUUAUAAUAGAUCUCUGGGGAUUCAGGUGCAUUCAAUGAUCCAUAAACCUUCUUCUCAUAUUUCAUCAACUGGUUUCGGAAAUGCGUAUGGGCACCAUAGUUGGUCUAGGCCUCCUAUAGACCAACAACCGGCUAUAGGGAAAUUAUCAAUGGAGAACCACCAUGCAACAGGAGCAGGACCAUCGGGUCGAGCAAAUGUCGGUAAAUUUAGCAUAACGAGGAUGAUGAUGGGUUCUCCAGCUGAUGAAGUGACGAGUAAUUAUUGGUGGUCUGCUGGUGCUAGUAUGAAGCCUAAGAAGGAAGAGAUGCAAAAGGUUGAUCUAUCCCUCAAGCUCUAAUUCAGUAUUAUUUUUAAGAGAAUAUAUAUAUUUAUUUAUAUAUUCCAGUUAAGAUUUUAGUUUACUCGUAAUUUCUUUUGUAGCAAUUGUCAUGUAUAUUUUUAUAAUAGAGAAGUUUUUUUAGCUUUUUUUUUUC